AUGGAUCAGAAGUCCAAGAAACAUGGAUUUCACUGGGUGUUGGAGGAAGAGCUGCGGCGGCUCUUCGGCAGCAGUGUCCCUCCUUUCCCACCCAAGUUUUACCUGGCCAUGACCGAGGCGAUGGCUGAAGAGAGACGGGCUCGGCUGGAGCAGUAUCUUCAGAAUGUUACUUUAGAUUCCAAUAUUACCAACAGUGAUGUCUUCAUAAGUUUUUUCCGAAAGCUACAGCAGGAUACGUUUCAGAUCGAAACCCAGAGAGCUGCUUUAGACGUUCACCUUGCUGACGGCAGCAGUAUUAGACUUGAUAUCCAGACAUCAGACACUGCAGAAAGAAUAUUAGAGGUUACAUCACACAAGAUGGGGCUAUCAAGAGAAUUAAUAGGAUAUUUUAGCCUAUUCUUUAUUCAAGAUCAUGGUGACGGAGCGCUCUCUGUGGUGAAAAAAGUGGCAGAAUUUGAACUUCCUUAUGUGAGUCUUCAGAGCAUGAAAGAGUUGCACUGUAAGCUUGGGAUCAGAAAGUGGUAUAUGGAUCCUUCUCUUGAUACACUGUUGAUGCACUGUAGAGCUUCAAUUAACCUGCUAUAUUUGCAGGCAAUCCAAGAAAUAGAGAGGAACUGGAUUAAACCAACAGAGGAGGACAUGCAGGAGCUUGAGUUUCUACAAAAGACUGAAAACAAAGUGAAGUUCCUGGAGCUGGUUCGAGAAAUGCAGUUCUAUGGCUACAUACGACUUGAUCCUUGCAUUUGUGACUACCCAGAAGUAGGUUGCUCAGCUGACGUCUAUGUGGGCAAUAAUGAAAUUAACUGCUACAUAAAACUGCCUACUAACCAAACCAAAGAGGUCAGCUUUAAGAUCAACAGGUUGAGAUGUUGGCAGGUCACUUUUCUUGGUGCAGGAAAAGAUGGUAAAGAAGAGACUCUGGAGCUCAGAUUUGAGUACAGAGAUUCAGAUAAAUGGCAGUGGAUAGUUUUUUACACAAAACAGGCCUUUCUGCUGAGUAGCUGCUUGAAGAAAAUCAUAUCAGAACAGAUGAUGAAGGCAAGCAAAGAAGGCCAAGAAAUGGAGGUCAAGAUGCCUGAAGGCACAAAAAGUAGUAAGAAACUCAGCACUCAACAGAAACAGAUAGUUCAUUCCAGUUUUAUACCAUGGAGAUUUUGGGGUCGGCCAAAUGAAGAGGAUUAUGUAUUUGAGAAAAUAAGAGAAGAGGACCUGUGA
Tinamus guttatus (white-throated tinamou) is the source of this 1215-nucleotide messenger RNA. The record is from RefSeq and is a predicted model, not a curated record. NCBI's taxonomy places the organism in Eukaryota, Metazoa, Chordata, Aves, Tinamiformes, Tinamidae.